AUGGUCGGACACUGGAGCACAGCUUUGGCUGUUGGCCUGCUUGCUCUGGGCUCAAACGCCUCCCCAUUAGAAACGGAGAAGCUUGCAAAGAGAGCGCCGUCCUUUGACUACAACGGCCAGAAAGUUCGCGGCGUAAACACAGGUGGUUGGUUCGUUCUUGAGCCUUGGAUCACCCCAAGCCUAUUCGAGGGCAACUCAGCAGUAGAUGAGUGGACGCUCGCUGAGAUGCUCGGCAAGGAUGCCGCAAAGUCGAAACUGCAGGGCCACUGGAACUCCUGGGUUACACAAGACGACUUCAACCAGAUGGCAAAGGCAGGGUUGAACCACGUGCGUAUCCCGAUCGGGUACUGGAGUGUCAUCGCGCGUGACGGCGAGCCGUACGUGCAAGGAGCGUAUGACAAGCUCGGCGAAGCUCUUGAUUGGGCCAGCGGUGCCGGACUGAAGGUUAUGAUUGACCUGCACGGUGCCCCCGAGUCGCAAAACGGCUUCGACAACUCGGGGAAAUAUGGUAAUGUUGGCUGGACACAAGGCGACUCUGUGGAUCACACCAUCAAGGUCCUCAACAAGAUUCGGGACGAUCACGCUUCGCACCCAGCUGUGUCAUCGAUCGAGCUUCUCAACGAGCCACUGGGUCCGAACCUCGACAUGAACACAGUCCGCCAGUUCUACAUGGAUGGUUGGGGCAACUUGAAGGACUCCAACGUCGCUGUCACUUUCCACGAUGCUUUCCAGGGCGUCACCUCCUGGGGCAACUGGGGUGCCGGCAUGUGGAACCUUCUCCUCGACACUCAUCACUACGAGAUCUUCACCACCGAUGCCGUAUCCAUGAGCAUCGACGACCACAUCAAGACAGCUUGCGACUUCGGCAAGCAAAUGGCCAGCACUGGCAAGUGGACAAUCAGCGGCGAAUGGACUGGCGGUAUCACCGACUGUGCCAAGUGGUUGAACGGGAAGGGUAAGGGCGCGCGCUACGACGGGACCUUUGGCGGCGCUGGCAAGACUGGUGACUGCACCGGCAAAUCGACUGGCUCUGUCGCCGGCCUGUCUGAAGCGGACAAGUCGAACAUUGGGCGCUUCAUCGAAGCUCAGCUUGACGCAUACGAGAAAGCCAACGGCUGGAUCUUCUGGACGUGGAAGACCGAGGGUGCGCCUGAGUGGGACAUGAAGGACUUGCUGGCCAACGGCAUCUUCCCUUCGCCGUUGACAGCGCGCAAGUACCCUGGCCAGUGCAGCUGA
Molecule: messenger RNA, 1236 nt
Organism: Ascochyta rabiei
Lineage: Eukaryota; Fungi; Ascomycota; Dothideomycetes; Pleosporales; Didymellaceae
Product: Glucan 1,3-beta-glucosidase
Exons: 4
Coding region: 1-1236 (411 amino acids)
Biological process (GO): glucan catabolic process
Cellular component (GO): cell surface; extracellular region
Molecular function (GO): glucan exo-1,3-beta-glucosidase activity
Source: RefSeq, a predicted model, not a curated record